Molecule: messenger RNA, 1749 nt
Organism: Penicillium oxalicum
Lineage: Eukaryota; Fungi; Ascomycota; Eurotiomycetes; Eurotiales; Aspergillaceae
Product: acyl-CoA carboxylase subunit beta
Exons: 3
Coding region: 1-1749 (582 amino acids)
Molecular function (GO): propionyl-CoA carboxylase activity
Source: RefSeq, a predicted model, not a curated record
AUGGCAGACGAUGAGGACGCACAACAUACGUCCAAUGGCAGGGACACCGCCGCUCAGCGCCUCCAUCAAGUCUCCUCCCAUAUCUCGGGAGAACAGGCUCUGAAAGCGGAAAGGGCAAACAACAAUAAAAAAAGCACUCAGCUGCCAGCUGAUCAUUCGGACGUGCUAUCGCAGAUUGCGACUCUUCGCCAGAUCGCAGCAACUCCGAAUUUGAAGCACCGCGGAUACGUGCGUCAAAAGCAAGCUGGCAAGCUCUGGGUUCGCGAGCGGAUUGAUGCUCUUCUCGACCCUGACACCUUUGCCGAGAUUGGCUCGGUCUCAGGUACCGUGACAUGGAAGAAGACAGCGCCCAUGCGCGAGACGCCAGUCUCUUUCGUCCCGAGCAACAACGUUCAGGGAGCAGGAUUGGUGCGCGGACGGAAAGUCCUUCUAACCGCAGAUGAUUUUAGCAUUCGAUCUGGUCAUGCAGACGGCGCCAGCUCGGAGAAAACCGUAUAUGUGGAGAAGCUGGCAGUUGCUCUGCGUCUGCCCGUGAUCAAACUCGUAGAUGGGAGUUCUGGGGGCGGAAGUGUCACCACUAUUCGGAGCGAGGGAUGGAGCUAUCUACCCUAUGUUCGGCCAUUCAGGCCAGUCAUGCAGCAGCUGAAUAUGGGAAUUCCGAAUCUGGGAGCUGUCGUGGGGCCCGCGAUUGGACUCGGCGCGGCGAGAGUUGUCUCAUGUCACUUCUCUGUCAUGGCUGCUGAUGUGGGUGCCUUGUUCAACGCCGGUCCCAAGGUCGUCGAAGGCGCCACUUUCGAAGAGGGAUUGAGCUUCCAAGACCUUGGCGGCCCUAUGGUUCAUUGCACGAAUGGUACUAUCGAUAAUCUGGCUGCCAAUGAAGAAGAGUGUUUCGAGCAAAUUCGUCUAGUCCUCGGCUUUUUGCCAAAUAGCGGAAGUGACGCACCGCCGGUGAUCCCAUGCAACGACCCAGAAGAUCGCGAAGAUAUUGCUUUACGAAGUAUCAUUCCGAGACGACAGGCACGCAUGUACAACCCACGCACUAUCAUCACCUCCGUAGUCGACAAGGGCUCGUGGUUUGAGAUUGGCGCGCUCUGGGGGCGUACAGCCAUAGGUGGCUUGGCUCGUCUUGGGGGUCAUCCCGUCGGAAUAAUCUCACUGAAUUGCGAGGUCAACGGCGGUGCUCUUGAUGCGGCCGGAAGUCAAAAGCUUACACGUCUUUUGAAACUAUGUGACGUGAUGAAUUUGCCCAUCAUCCAGUUUCUGGAUGUCCCUGGGUACGCCAUCGGUACAGUUGCAGAGAAGACUGCCACUAUGCGCUGGGGUGUCGAGUUAGCCAAGACGUAUUACACCACCACUACUCCUAUUUUCAACGUCAUCACUCGUCGCGCUUACGGUGUGGCCGGCGGUGUCAUGCUGGGAAGCCGUGACCCCGUCAUGCAAGUGGCAUGGCCCUCUGGACAGUGGGGAUCUCUCCCACUUGAUGGGGGGAUAGAGGUUGCGCAUCGACAUGAGCUUCGAGAGGCAGAGAAGGUGGGCAAGAAGGAAGAGCGCUAUGCAGAACUCGAGGAAGAGUAUCUGCGGCUGAUGAAUCCCGUGCGAACGGCAAAUGCGUUUGGCGUCGAAGAAAUUAUCGAUCCGAAAGACACGAGGCGGGUUUGUUGCUCGUGGACUAGUCACGUUUAUGAGGUUUUGAUGAAGGAAAGACUGGCGGAAAGGGCAUCAGGCAAGAUUCACCCUACUUUUGCUUGA